AAUAAUCCCGGGUGGCCUUCCUUCCUCAUACUGUCUGUGACCGGUGGACCGGAGUCAGCGGUAGGGCAGAAGUGUCCGUUAUCCGUUCAGAAGUGGCCUUUAUCAAACUUGUCGUGAAAAAUGGGGGCCCGCGAUGACGAAUACGACUAUCUUUUCAAAGUUGUACUAAUCGGUGACUCAGGAGUAGGGAAGAGCAACCUGCUUUCCCGCUUCACGAGGAAUGAGUUCAACCUGGAGAGUAAGAGCACCAUCGGGGUGGAGUUCGCCACCCGCAGCCUCCAGGUGGACGGCAAGAUGAUCAAGGCUCAGAUCUGGGACACAGCUGGCCAGGAGCGCUACAGAGCCAUCACAUCAGCGUACUACCGGGGCGCGGUGGGGGCUCUCCUGGUGUACGACAUCGCCAAGCACCUGACCUACGAGAACGUGGAGCGCUGGCUGAAGGAGCUGAGGGACCACGCCGACAACAACAUCGUCAUCAUGCUGGUGGGCAACAAGAGCGACCUGCGCCACCUGCGGGCCGUGCCCACGGACGAGGCCCACGCCUUCUCAGAAAAGAACACGCUCUCGUUUAUUGAAACCUCCGCCUUGGACUCUACGAAUGUAGAAGAAGCGUUUAAGAACAUUUUAACAGAGAUCUACCGCAUCGUGUCACAGAAGCAGAUGUCCGACAGAUCUUCGCACGACGAUUCUCCGGGCAACAACGUGGUGGACAUCAGCGUCCCUCCCACCACCGACGGUCUGAAGGGAAACAAACUCCCGUGCUGCCAAAGCCUGUGACGACGUCCAUCACCGUCAUCAGUUACUUCAGCAUCAUCAUCAUCAUCAUCAUUAAUUUCAGCAUCAUCAUCAUUAACUUCACCACAACCACCAUCAACACCACCACCAUCAACACCACCAUCAACCUCGACAUCAUCAUAUGCCGAUGGACUCCCCCUGAAAUCUCCUUCUUCCAUACAGUUGUGUUCUGCUCUUGAGGGUUCUGACUCCUACGGUGUGUACCUCCUACGUGGAAAAAAAAAAAAAGUAUCUGGAGGCCUCGACUGUCACAACUGACUGUUGGUUCUAGUUCUGUUUGUGUCGUCUGUUUUUGGUUGGCUCGUUGCUUUGCUCUUCUUGCAUUUCAUUUAGCAUUUUCAUUAAAGGAGCGUACAUCGACACUGAUUGUAUGACCUAGUCCUUUGGUUUGACUGGCGAGAUAUCUCGAAGAAUUUGUCGUUUUGUACUCCAACUAGCAAGUUUCUUUUUUUUUCUGUGAAAUGAAACCAUUGCGGUGAUAUUGUGAUGUUAUCUUUGUCAAAUCUGGAUUUGAUUGUUUUCUCCUUUCUCUUGUUCUUCACUUACCUCAGUAGCUGGGGGUCUUGGGCGUUUAACAGGGCAGCUUUGCUUUAGAGCUAUCUUUCUUUUGUUUGAGCCAAGGUUGUGUGGUCAAUAAUGAGUAUCAGCCGGGGACCUUAAGUUUGAUUGAGGUGAUAGGUUGGAGUUUGGCCAAAAUACAUCAAUAGUUUAUUUAAUUUUUUCUUUGACAGCAUGAGUUUGCAUAAAUACCAAAGAAGUUGAUUAGAUUACUGCAAACAUUGGGAUGAUAUCACAGAUACGCAUGUCUUUCAACAUUUUUUUUAUCAUUUUGUUUAAUAUUAAAAACUUUUACCCUUC
Messenger RNA from Gadus macrocephalus (Pacific cod), 1653 nucleotides. RefSeq names its product ras-related protein Rab-11B-like. Gene Ontology annotation, biological process: exocytosis. Gene Ontology annotation, molecular function: GTP binding; GTPase activity. Lineage: Eukaryota; Metazoa; Chordata; Actinopteri; Gadiformes; Gadidae. Gene Ontology annotation, cellular component: recycling endosome. The transcript has 5 exons. The coding region runs from base 121 to 777 and encodes 218 amino acids. The record is from RefSeq and is a predicted model, not a curated record.